This is a messenger RNA of Fusarium tjaetaba, 3765 nucleotides long. RefSeq lists its product as uncharacterized. The coding region runs from base 1 to 3765 and encodes 1254 amino acids. Lineage: Eukaryota; Fungi; Ascomycota; Sordariomycetes; Hypocreales; Nectriaceae. The transcript is spliced from 7 exons. The record is from RefSeq and is a predicted model, not a curated record.
AUGUCUGUUGACCAAGUCUUUCAGUCAUGGUACAAGGGCGAUGAUGCGAAUAAAGCGGAUAUAGCGCAAGAGGCCUUCAAGUCCGUGAAGCAACACUUCGAGCAGAGUAAUUCGUUGAGUAGCGACGAGAAGGCUCUUUUGGGGAAGAAGUCGUCAUUACAAGAUGUUGAGAAGGCAGUCAACGAUGCAUUCGCAAAGUAUGAAGCUAAGAGCGAAGCUUCAAAAACACGGAAAUGGCUACAGAAGGCUUCUGAAUCAAUAUGCCAUUAUGGCCAAGUACUCGAUGUCUUUGUUCAACAUCAUCCAGAGUAUGUGUCUUUGGCUUGGGGAUUGAUGAAGGUGAUGUUCAUAAGCGUAGUAAAUCACGGCGAGACGCUCAAAUUGUUAUCAAAAUCACUCUUUGAGGUCGCACAGCGUCUUCCACGCAUCCAACACCUAUCCGCCCUAUAUCCAACCAAGAACAUGAAGCUAGCCAUCGAAAGCCUCUACUCUUGUGUCAUGGAAUUUCUACUGAUAGCUCACUCAUGGUGUAAUGAGUCGAAGUUCAAACACAUUUACCACAGCUUCACAAGACCACAUGAGUUGCGCUACGGCGAUCUUUUACAGAGGAUAGAAACUUGCACGGACAACAUCAACGAACUUGCAACUGUGGGAUCGCAGACUGAGCUUCGAGUUAUGCACAACACGCAGUCAUCAAAACUCAACGAGAUCAUCUUAAGUUUGCAGACUAGUGAGAAGACUAGGCAGGCCCAGAUCGACGGUCUCAAUUGUGCCAUUUCGAGAUUAGAGAUUUCGAGUCGAGACCAUGAUAGGAAGCUCGACUUGAUCAUGCAGUGGCUAGAGGCUUCUGGGUUAACAAUCAACGACUUGUUGACAACGAUAGAGAAUUUUCACUCCAUACAGACGAGUGCGCAACUUGACACAAACCAAAAGCUCUUUUCUCUGCAGUUAUCUCAAGCAUUGGCAACUUUUUCUCAGAGCCUUGAGGACCCCAAGUCCUUAUAUAAACACCACCUAUUCCUUCGUAAUAGGAGGGCCUCGGGCAGAGGAGCAGCAGUAUCUACUAACGAGUUCUGGUUGUCCCCAAAACUCGCAAGAUGGUCCUCUUGCGCACAUUCUUCUCUCGCAAUCAUCAGAGGCAGUUUCACAACUCGCUGGGCGAUUCAGGAUUUCGCCAUAGAUAUCAUUCAGGCGGUUACCAUGAUGAGAAUACCAGCUGUUUGGGUUUUGGGUAGCGCAAACAAGAUGACCUCGAAUGCGAUGCUGAGUCCAGUCGAUUUGGUGAGAUAUCUAACUUACCAAGCACUACGCAUUGAGGGGAUCAUUACGACAGAGAAGCAACUGUCAUUGCGACACUCACAGCUCGAGGAAGCUAAAACUAGCCAAGACUGGCUGGAACUCUUUAAGUUAAUUACGCAAGACUUGGGAGGGCAGGUCUAUAUCAUCAUUGAUCUUGCGACUGUGAGCUCAGGUCUGAAAGGAUCUGGUCAAGCCAACUUGAUCUACCAACUGAACGAAAUGCUGGAAGGCUUGAAUGACGAGAGACCGCACAAAAGAAACCGAACCAAGGUCAAGAUCAUAUUGCUUGUCUAUGAGUAUAACUGGAUGAGCUUGAUCCCGAGGGAAAUUUAUGAUCGUCUUGUCCCAGUUAAGAUAUCGGGAACUAAAGGAUUACAAGGAAGAAGAAUGCGGACAGCUGUUAAUACGAGAAUUCUACCGAGACAGAGAGAUUCCCAAUCUCGAACCGCAUAUAGAUACCCUUACCCAAAGGUGCUAGACGCGGAGACAAAGCUCAUAGCUGCUGGAGUUGGAUGGUCCCUCGGAGAUGGUAUUCGAAUCAAGUACAGUUCAUGUCCCCUCUGUCGCCUUAUACUGCGUCGCUUCGACCAAGAUUUCAUAGCUUCUCCAUCCACCGAUAAGUUUGAGCUUUUUUGGUCAUUGGGACCUGCCAGACGCCGGGCUUUCUGGACUCAUAAAGCUCAAGAUGAUACCUGGAUUGGCUUCGGCUCAGGUAUGGAAACGGCUGAUCACCCUAAUCCAAACUCGAGUUUCUUUCUUGAACCGUGGACGGGUCCUUUGGUGGAUUCUUCUAGGAUCUUGAGCUGGAUUUCAUCUUGCGAACAACUCCAUCGCUCGAAAUGUGCGAUGCCGACACACCUACCAUUUGCCGAGGCAUUCCCUGGUCUCCACGUCCUCCGCUUGAUCGAUGUUGAGCAUCAAUGUAUCGUAGAAAGGGAAGCUCUCGAGAAAUAUAUCGCAUUGAGCUAUGUCUGGGGAUUCGUCUCCAGCUUUCGGCUCACCAAAGCGAAUCGAACGGCAAUGCUUAUACCAGGCUCUCUGGAAAAGGUCUCCAAGAUGCUACCAAACACUAUAAAAGACGCCAUUGCGUUGGCAGGGCGUCUCGGCUGUCGAUAUCUAUGGGUUGACGCGCUUUGUCUGCUGCAGAACGACACGGACGACUUGACGUCGGGCGUCAAUGUUAUGGACCUUGUGUACGAGAGAGCUUGGUUGACAGUGGCCGCAGCCUGUGGUCAUGACGCUAACGCACGGCUCCCCGGUGUUCAGGAAGGUACUAGGGAAAGCUCUUUCAAUACAUUCGAGGUUGUCCCCGGUGUCCAGUUGGGAAUUGUGACAGGACUAGAUGGACUGCUCAGACAAUCAGUCUAUCACUCCAGAGCAUGGACGUUCCAAGAGCAAGUCCUAUCUCGCCGAGUUCUCUAUUUCAUUGACAACAAGGUCUUCUAUCGUUGCCGUGCAGCAGAACAUGCCGAGCACUUUGUAGACAAUCUAUCACAAACGGCGGUUGAAUCGACGUCGAGAUCUCUACUUCCGAGUGCAGUUCUCAUCAACAAGCCGGUGUCCGACUUAUCGAUGAUGCUUUUUUACUAUACCAAAAGGUUCUUAACAAACCAGAACGAUACAUCACGGGCUAUGGCUGGCAUUAUCAGGCGAAUUGCAGAGCUAAUGAAGUGCAACUUCCUUCAGGGGCUUCCAUCAGCCAUGAUUGACCUUUUUAUCAUAUUCUAUGCAUGCGAUACCAUUCUUCACCGGCGCGCCACAUUUCCAAGCUAUUCGUGGACAGGCUGGCGCGGUUCUAUCGAUAUGGACUUAGAAACGCCUGGUAACAGUGAAGUCAAUGACUGGCUCAGGGACAGAACGUGGAUUAUCUGGUAUAAGAGGAACCCUUCUGGUAUUACCCAUCUUGUCUGGGAUCCGGAUGCAAACCCGUCAUUCCCACUGUCAGAUAUGGAGUAUGUGGGCUAUCGUCAAAGACGCCCUUUCUCCAAUGGUCGAUACGUUCCCAGACAACUAGACACAAGGCGAACCAUGCCGACCGAACAGGUAUUCUUCUCUCGGGAAGUGCCGUCUUACCCAAUGCUGCAGUUCUGGACCCUUUCGCUGGUCUACAGAAUUUUUGAUAUUGAUGUUUUUAGGGCCACCGGAUAUCUUCAAGAUUCCAACAAUAGAAAAUGCGGUUUUGUUUUUCUGGAUGGCUUUGAAGAAACGGACUUCUUCGAACCAUGCGGUUUCUUUGAGAUAAUCCUCCUAUCCGAAACUUACAGAAAUAAAUUUGCAAAUUACACAUGGGUACAAUGGGACGACCCGUAUCCUCUAGCGGCAGGUCAAUGGAAAUAUUAUAACAUCAUGAUUCUAGAGUGGAACGGUGGAAUAGCUGAAAGGCGAGGUUUUGGUCUGCUUCAUCAGGGUGCUGUUAAGUUUAGUCUAGCUCCUGGUCCAUAUUGGAAGGAAAUAUUCCUAGCAUAG